Phyllostomus hastatus (greater spear-nosed bat) is the source of this 5069-nucleotide messenger RNA. RefSeq names its product sodium/potassium transporting ATPase interacting 3 (gene NKAIN3). The record is from RefSeq and is a predicted model, not a curated record. Lineage: Eukaryota; Metazoa; Chordata; Mammalia; Chiroptera; Phyllostomidae. The transcript is spliced from 7 exons. Gene Ontology annotation, biological process: regulation of sodium ion transport. The coding region runs from base 1 to 612 and encodes 203 amino acids.
AUGGGCUGCUGCACCGGGCGCUGCUCACUCAUCUGCCUCUGCGCGUUGCAGCUGCUUUCAGCAUUGGAGAGGCAGAUCUUUGACUUCCUUGGUUUCCAGUGGGCGCCUAUUCUUGGAAAUUUUCUACACAUAAUAGUUGUCAUUCUGGGUUUGUUCGGAACAAUUCAGUACAGACCCCGAUACAUCGUGGUGUAUACAGUAUGGACUGCCCUCUGGGUCACCUGGAAUGUGUUCAUUAUCUGCUUUUAUUUGGAAGUAGGUGGGCUCUCUAAGGACACAGAUCUAAUGACAUUCAACAUCUCCGUGCACCGGUCGUGGUGGCGAGAACACGGGCCUGGCUGCGUCCGGAGAGUGCUGCCCCCGUCCGCCCAUGGCGCAAUGGACGAUUACACAUAUGUCUCCGUCACAGGCUGCAUCGUCGACUUCCAGUACCUGGAGGUCAUCCACAGUGCCAUCCAGAUACUACUCUCUUUGGUUGGUUUUGUGUAUGCCUGUUAUGUGAUCAGUAUUUUCAUGGAAGAAGAGGACACCUUUGAUUUCAUAGGCGGACUUGAUGCGCACUCCUACUACCAGGAUCAUGUUGAGUUAAAGCCAGUUAACCUGUCGAAAUAAGUAAUGACAUUGACUCUGAAAUGCGGCUGCUGAACUUGACUUAGGAAGCAAAGCACCGUUGACAGCUCCUCUCUGCAUCAUGUCUCACUUUCUUCCAGGCAAUGAACUGCACUUCCCUGCUUUCCAACCAAUCACGGAGUUCUUCAGUCACAGCCUAUGUAUUAUUAGCAUUGUGCGCUAGAUGAGUUGUAGGUGCUUGGGUGGGUAUUUUUUAGUCGUUUUUUUCUUAUAUGAAUACUUGUAAAUUGUAAAAAAAAAUGGUUUUUAAUUUUUUAACAGUAUUUAACAUGAGGCAUGCAAAAUGGAAAAAAAUGCUGUGAAAACCUACAGACAAUUCUGUGAGAAAUACCGGUUUGUGUUGUGGAGGUGUUAAGUCAGGGCUGCUGACAGCCACAAUUAUCCUAGGCCUGAUGGAGUUUGCAUUAGCAGAUGCUACUUGAGGUUAGUAGACAGGAAGUUAGAUGCUGAGACAGAUGAAAAUGGGUACAAAUAGUGAAUCCAGCUUUCAGACUGAAUAUAGAUCCUGUUUUUCAAUACCACAAGACCAGCAUGGAGUUUCCCUUUGUUCUAGACUUCCCAAAACCCAGAAUAAUAUUACAGCAAUUGAAAAUUUCAGAUUCUUGCAUGAUACCUUGUUAUGCUUAUGUUCUGAAAAAUAUGUGUUAUGGGUGUGUGGAAGAGUGAAAUGAUAGUAAAACACCUUUCCCCCUUUGGAGGGAAUAUGAGUAUCUCUGAGGAUCACACUUUAUACUUUUUAUCCCAGUCUUGACACUGGUGUCAGCCCUACACUUACAGCCUGUGGGCAUGCAGGACAGAAAUAACAACCGUAACUCUGUAAUCAGCCAUGUUGCUCUGAAGUUAGUCAAAAGGAGCAUUAAAAUUAUGUGGAAUUGUCUAUAAAUACCUCUCAAGGAGAUACUUAUAUGUGUUCUGCACCAACUUUUCUUUCUCCUACCCCAUUCCCAAAACCAAGAAAUUAGUAUCGGAAACAUAAUUUCCCAUGGGGGGGAAAUAUGUCUUGAAAAUACACCACAGUUUUUUCUCUUCAUAUCUUUCAACUACGAUGUCCCAUGCCAAAAUAAGUUUUGCUCACUUUGUGUGACUACUACAAUGAGGCCUCCUGUAGGGCCCCGAAAGGGGUAUGUGUGCAGUAUUUAUUCCAGAAGUUGUUAAUUUGGCCUAUAUAUUUCUAAGACAGUCUAUAUACCAUCUGAAAUUAUAUGCAAAUUUUUUCAUGUGUAGAGUUUUCUUUUUUCUUCUUUUUUGUGGAGUCCACAUAUUUCAUGAGACUCCAUGAGAAUCAGAACUUAAGAAUCAGAACGUACCAAAUUCUUCCCUGGUUCCUCCAAGUUCAUGACAACCAUGGUGAGCUUUGGGGAGGCCUCUGGACAAUACCCCUUCAGUCCCCUGACACCCAUUGAACCCCUUCACUGUUCAUCCCACUGAAUAGCCUCAAAUCCAAAGUGAAGAGGAGCUAGCAGGGACCUGAGAGAUGGUCAAAUCCAAGUCAUCGUUGUACAGUAGAGGACACUGAAGCCUAGGGAACUUUGGGGAUUUGUCCAGGGUUCUGCAUGUAUACAGAGGAGCAAGAGCUAUGGACAAAGGAAAGAGAAUUUGGAAGAUACAGAGUGGGGUUUGGGUCCCAGGUCCACCACUGUGGUCUUGGGUACUGUCAGACACCUCAGCCCUGGAGCUUUCUUUAUCUGUAAAGUGAAGCUAUAAUGCCUACCUCCCAAGGUCGAGGUGAUGGUUAGAUGAAAAUGUACAAAACACCCUGUAAACUGUGAAGUGGCUCACAACCGGAAGAGGCUGUUGUUAAUGUAAUGUCGUAACAGUAGGCUGGACCCUAUCUGGAGCUCUUGCUACAUACCCAAGUGCUGUGCAAAGCCCAUGGAAAUGCCAAACUCUUCCAUGUUUUCUACAAAGUAGCUUGAAACAUUUGCCCACGUUUGAGUGAUUAGAAAUAGUGCAGAGUACAAAUUGCACUUCUUAAUUAAAAAAUAACUUUGAUAUUCAAAUUCUAAGACUAAUACAUUUAUUAUUGUGGAGAAAGCUAAUAGAACAUCAAAAACAUAGAAAAUUAGUCAGAAGAAUGAAAUUAAUACCUAAAUAUCCUAAACUGUUAUUGUAUUAUGCCCUCCACCCCCAAACAAGACCUAGCUCACAUUUUGCGAAGUAGUGCCAUACAAACAUUGUUGCUGUUCUGUCUUCCUGUGAACUUGUACAUUCCUCUAAGACGCACCGUGGAGUCAUAGAGCCUGUCUAAGCGCAGGUAGGAGCCUGGAGAAGGAAUCCUUCCAUUUGUAACUUUUCUAUGGAAAUUCAACACAGGCAACUACUUAAGAUGGUGUGUGUGCUUUGGUUUUUAAUACUUAAUAUUAACUUAAAUAAUAUAACUUGAAUAAUUAAGUUAUAACUGUUUCAAUCCCCAAUUUCAGGAAUCCAUUAUGGUAAUUCUGAAGUUCCAAAAAUUUUGCCACUCAUCAGAAACAAGUUAGGUAGACCUCCCUCCCCCUCUCCAGCCCCCUUUUCUCCCCCACACCGCUCCUUGUCCAGGCUACUCCUUAGAGGUCCUGCUGACUUAAGACAAAAGAAUGAAGAGUGUAGAAUUGUACAGUCAUGCACCACAGGUCCCCUGGGCCUGGGGGAUUCUGACCCAGUACUGUCGCAUGUCAUGAGGCUCACUGCAGAAUGAGUGUCUCCAGUUCUUGCAGCUUUUGCCUGUGUUCCAGGGAGUCCACUCUAUAGGGUACCUCGUGCAGUAGGGCUUUUAACAAAGACAUGUUCCCUACAUCCAUGUUCUUGCCAUGUGGAAGUGUGUGUGUGGUCAGAGGAAGGGAAAAUGAACACAUCCCCUAGACUGUACUCAUUUGUCAGAACCUCUCAGCAUCCUGAGACAGGCACUUCCAGACUCACGUGCUCUCCUCAGAAGUGGUCCUGGUAAAGCUGAAGACAGGACAUGCACUGCCCAGGAAUCCCUAGGGCUGGCUGGAGUGCAGAAGGGAAAAAUUAAAACUGUUUUCUUUGCUCUUUGAACCUCCUUGACUAUGUGUCUUAUAAACCUUGGCCAACUCUGCCCCAGCCUGUGUCUUCUAUCUUGUGUCAAUGACCUGUCCUUCUUAAAGGGUCUCCUGCUGCCACUGUGUGGAGCAAGGAUGCUCUCCAAUUUACCUUACAUCUAUUUCCACUUCCAGUCCUGUUUUAAAGCAGGAAAAGUUAAGCAGGGGAGUCACGGGGGAUAGGGGGUGGCUUGAGAAUUCCCAGGGGUCAAGGGGUAGACUAUAGUCAUCAUGAGAGACAUCUCAAACAUCUCUUUUAGGGAAAACUCUGAAGUUAGCAUGAAGUUAUCUUAGGCUUCCGCCUGCCAUGCAAUACGAAUGUGCGUGUCCCUGAAACAAAAGCAUAUGUUCAUACCACUCUACAUCUGAGAGGCUGUUGGCUCACUUGUUUUGGAGAUUACUUGACAUCUUGCCCUAGCAAAAUAUUGACUUCUUUCUUUUUUUACUUCGGAAAAACAAGCCCUGCUAUUUUCUAAAUAAGGGAGGCAGACAGCUUCAAGAGGCUGGAUCUAACAAAAUAUAGCAAGGCUGCCAUCUGUCUCACUUAAUGAAUGGGACACUUAUGAUUGAGAGGAAUUUGUCUUCAUUAGAAUCAGCUAAAAUGUAGGUUGCAAAGCGGAGGAAAACUAUCAUGCCUCCGCGGAACUGAUUAUCAAAUAGAGACCAAAAUUGCUCUUUUCAACCUUUGCAAAUUAGAAAGGAAUCUUGCCAAGAAUUAACACAUCUUUAUUUCAGACCUAAUUUAAAAAUGUAUAGUAUCAUAAAAUGUGGGCUCACUAUGAAAUGAAUAUUCUGGCUAAUUAUUUCUUAAAGCAAACACUAAUUUAUCAUUUCUGAUUUACCUUAGUAAGUAACUAGGCGAAUCCUAACAGUUGAUUAGAAUUCAAAUGUUCUAACUUGAUAUUUUAGCCCAAGGUAGUAGUAACUGUUUUCAAGAGAUCACUGAAUUAAGUAAUAAAAAUACAAAUAACUGAUGUUUUUAAACUUAGCAACUUUGAAUAUCUGUAUUUUUUUAACAUUUCCUUCCCAUGGAAGAGUCAUCUGUAAUUUCUGCUGGAUAGAAGGUGUGUGGAAGUGUGUACAAACCUUGUGCAGAUAUUCAUGACAAACAGGCCCACAACUUAAGGGUGUGAUGCCUGAAAAAGAGAACUAAUGAAGGAAAAUACUACUCAUGUAGCGGCAUGAUAUGCGAUGCAAAAAGAGAGCAAAUCUAUUUUAAAUAUUAGAAUGUACUUAUUGGAAGGAAUGCUCCAAAAAACAGAAUUCUCAAAAAUUUUAUAGUUUGUGGGUGGCAUCUCUCUUUACAUCCUGAAAAAACUUUAUUGUGGGUUGAGAAAAAAAUGUCAUUUGUAGUAGAUGGAUAAAACUGAUGGAUGGAUGGAUGGAUGGAUGGAAGGA